Molecule: messenger RNA, 1116 nt
Organism: Neurospora tetraspora
Lineage: Eukaryota; Fungi; Ascomycota; Sordariomycetes; Sordariales; Sordariaceae
Exons: 6
Coding region: 1-1116 (371 amino acids)
Source: RefSeq, a predicted model, not a curated record
AUGCCAUCCCCCUCGGCUGCCUCCUUUAACCCAUCCGAUCCAUCCAACUUCUCUACCCCUCUCAGCCCACCGGUCACCAGCCCUCCCAGCCUUUCCAGCCCUUCCUCCCCAACAACCCUCCCCUCCAUCACCCACUCCCUCCUCCAAACCACCUUCUCUCUCAAGCGCGACUUUCGCUUCCUCAAACUGACCGCAUCCUCGUCCUCUUUUUCCUCCUCUUCCUGCUCACUCGAAAUCGCACUUGAUGAAUCCGAAACCCACAAACUCCUCCAAACCUCCCUCACCCGUCUCAACUCAGCUACCAAAUCCUUCAUCCGCGACGCCAAUGUUUUGUUGGAUGAGGAGGUUAAUAAGUCUUUUGAACAUGCUUAUUUGCGCCGCUCCUCGGAUUUGAAAGAAGAAGAAAGAGAAGAAGGAGAAGAAGAAGAAGAAGGGCAUAAUGUUCUAGACAUGACUGUCGAGGAAAAGAAAACAAGAAAAGAGCUGAGGAGGUUGCUUGGGGUUGUGGAGGAGUUGAGGGGGGUGUGGAGGAGGAGGGCUGGGAGGUAUUUGUUGGGAUAUAGAGGCUCGGGAGGAAGACAUGGAGGAGGAAAGGAUAGAGAGGAGGAGGAUAGAAAGGGAGAGGGUGAUGGGGAGGGUGAUGAGGAGUAUCGAUCCAAAACGUCAAAUUCUACAUUUGACGACAACAGUGUCGUCGACUGCAAUAACACUUUCACAGUCGUUGUCAUGACAGGGGUAGCUCUUGGCAUUGUUGGCUUCCCCAACAUUUACGAGGAUGGCGACCAGCGCCACAUUCCCCAUGCCUCCGUCGAUGAACUCGCUCAGCACAGCGGAAAGAACGUAAAGGCCUACCGCCCUCAGGACCAAUUCGCCGCGAUCAACGAGCAUGUCAUAGAGGAGACGCAAAAAAAGUUGGAAGAAAAAAUCAAGAUGGAUCCCACACGUGCUGCGGAAUUGCACGGCUUCAAGCCCAGCAAAGGUGCUCGCAUUGACAAGGAGUUGGCGGAGGAGGAUGCGGCGGAGUUGAGGAAGAAGGAGCAGAAGCUCAAGCAAGGAAUUGCUGGAGCGACCCAUUUUAAAAAUAAGAAACACCAUAAACUGGAGGCUGAGGAAUGA